CAAUGUGAUCCGCCAUAUUGCCCGCAUUGUUUUACCCCAAAUGCCAGUUGCUAAGGCGUGUGACGUCAGCCCGACUGUCCCUGUGAAGACCCCAAACUACACACAGUACCACACGAGGAAUAAUUUAAGUUUUCCAGAAAGGAUUAUUUUUCACUGAAAUUUUUUAUCACAGUUAUGUGUUAAUAUUGUGACAAGUGUAUCAGAUACUUAAUUUUAAUCGUCACUUAAACGACUACCGAAAUAUCACAUAUCCGGAUGUUGUAAAACUCACUCCAUUUUGAAACUAUUAAAGUAUAGGCGCGUGUUAGAGCUCAGCAAAAUGGCUACCACCACGCAAGUUUGGUCAAUGUAACUGCGGAUUUUAUAAAUCCACAUUCCCAUGUUUACCUGUAUUUAACAGCUGAUUAUAAGAGAUCCAGGAGAAGUACUAUAAGGGAGAGAUGGCGCUACUUGGCACUGGGCUCGGGAUGAGCUCCAUGCUGACUGCUCUUACUCGCAGUACAUUUUCUAUACCACCUCAAUGCCUUCGGAUGUGUAACUACAGAUGGGUCCGUACCAGCGUUACCACAGCAGGUGCUCCACAGUUAUAUACAAGGAGAAUGAGACCUUCCGGCUCACUGGAUAAUAACCAGAUAGUAAAUCAAGAGAGUGUUCGUCCUUCGUCUUCUCCACUUCACCAAGUCCGCCAUUUGUUUUCCAACUCUCACUCUGUGCCUGCAUCAGCAGUGUGUGUAUAUGAUGGAAAACUCACCCAAGCCUUCAGAAAUGGCCUCCGUUAUAGUUAUUACCCACUGGGGAUCAUGGCAACAUUGAGACUUGUGUCCCUUCUUGAUGCAGAGACAGAAGUUAUGGAAGUUUCAACAAUGUUAUUGUCACUUUUUGCCUGCUGGUUACCACUGGUAACCUAUAGGUAUUUAAAACGUUACGUCACAGAGUUGUACUUUGAACCUGAAACAGAGAACUUUACUGCAGUGACAAUGACUCCCUUUGGUCACAGAAAAAGUGUUUCUUUCACACCCCAGGAUGUCCAAAUAACAAAAGGAUUGAUGACGAGUAUGGUAUUGGUUGGGAAGAGAUACUAUGUUGAGGAGAAAUUGAUUAGAAACAGAGCUGCUGUCAUGGCAUUACUGGGACGGGAGGAGGGUAUACAGACUUGGAAUGAUGGAACAAAAGAUCGACUGGCCUGGCAGCACUACAAAACCAUCAAUGAGCAGUUUAAGAAGAGCAGAUGAUUGGGUCUUAAAAGUGAACAACUGGACAGGAGUCUUUAUAAAUUAAAUGUACACUAAACAAUGUAAAACACUCAUUUUCAAAAUAAAAAGAUAUUGUCUUUGGACAUCACUUUGUCUAGGUUUUUUUUUUUUUUUUUUUGCACACCGCAAUGAAGAACUGGGACCUAUGGUCUCUGAUCCUAUAUUUCAAG
Molecule: messenger RNA, 1423 nt
Organism: Lingula anatina
Lineage: Eukaryota; Metazoa; Brachiopoda; Lingulata; Lingulida; Lingulidae
Biological process (GO): mitochondrial proton-transporting ATP synthase complex assembly
Cellular component (GO): mitochondrial membrane
Source: RefSeq, a predicted model, not a curated record